Molecule: messenger RNA, 1826 nt
Organism: Populus euphratica (Euphrates poplar)
Lineage: Eukaryota; Viridiplantae; Streptophyta; Magnoliopsida; Malpighiales; Salicaceae
Exons: 4
Coding region: 92-1594 (500 amino acids)
Source: RefSeq, a predicted model, not a curated record
UCCAUCCUUCUCUCUCAAAAAGAAAAACUCUAAUUUUACUGUGGCUAUAGAUUUCUGGAUCCUUUCUUUCUUCAUCAUAAUAGAUUAAGAGAUGAAGCAGUCUCAAGAGAUCUCAAUGGCAUCAAAAUCAUCUGUGAGGAAGCCACUGAAAGACUUAUCAAAUAACAAUGGAAGGUUCUUGAAAUCUGUGAACCCCAAGAAAAAAUGCAAGGAGAUUGGUGAAAAAAAGAAUGUUAUUAGGGUCCAAGAACUACAACAACAACAACAACAAGAUGAUGAUGACGGCUUUCUCGAUCGCCUCUUGCUCGUCCAGUCUGAUCUCUCGUCUCUCAGUAGCCAGAUAGAUGAACUCGUUGCCCAAGCAUUUAAAUUGAAGGCCACAAGCAAAGAGGGAAUUGAAGAAAUUGAAUCUUUUAUGCAUGUUUUAUCCAAUAUGCUGUCUUCUUUAAAGCCAUGGGUCCCCAGAUUUCAGAAGGUUCUUUCCAGUCAUUUUGUGGAGCCUGAAAAAAAGUUACAACAUAAAAUUGUUUCUGAGAUAACUGAAGAUGGAAGCUUUGAUGUUGAUAGCCCAGAUAAAAUCAGAAUGGAUUCGUUGAUCUCUCCUUCUCCCCUUGUAUCCUGGCGAGCUGGCUGCAAUGUUGAGAGAGGUAGGCAACUAUUUCUGCUAACACCCCUUCCUAUAUCAAAAACAUUGUCAGCUAGACAUCAGGACUUGCCUAAAUUAGUAUCUGAAAGGAUUGCUUUGAAUCCUGCUGUUGAGCCACCAUCAUUUUCUACUGUUUCUGGAGAUGGAAAUGAGGAUUUACUUGAAGAAAUGGCAACAAAGCCAACCCCAAGUAAGCCUGCUGAUUCUGUUGCAACUGAAGGAAAACUUUACUGUGUUUCCUCCCCGGUGUUCUCAAAACUAAACCGCUCUGUUGUUUUAACCCCAUGCUUGAAGAUGUCCCCUCCAAAAUCUUGUGUGUUGCUCGAACCCAUCUCUCAUUCCUCUCAUAAAGGCGAUAAUAGGUUUCGGAAGUCCACUCCGUUUCCGCAUGGAAUUCAUUCACAUAUUUAUGAAUCCUCUGGCAGUGAAGGUUCUGAGGAUCUGGCUAUGAAGUACCCAGAGCUCUUAGGGAUACAACGAGCUUAUAAAUGUAGAAUGGGAAUUAAAGAUUUAGAGGCAUCUCCAAACUGGUCCUUUUCACCUCCUAAAACUUGUGUUGUUUUGAAACCACCAGUUGAGAAAUCAUUGGACAUCAAAGCUGCUGAUCACUGCUUGAAAGUCCAUGUUCCUGUUUUGAAUCAGCAAACAAAUCCGACUCCCUCGAAAGAAUACGGUGUUAAAGGAGGUUGUCAUCAAAUCAAGAAACCCUGCAAUGAAGCAGAAGCCAUAUUAAGCAGCUCAAAAGUAAUAGUAGAAAGUACUCCUUUAUGGAAGGAGUCUGAAAGCACAAUAAGGACAGGGAAGCGUCCUGGUGAGAAUACCCUGAAAAAGGAACUUUGGACAAAGUUUGAAGCAGCAUCCACAUAUGGGUUCCGUCUGAAUGCCACUGCAUUCCAAGGGACCGCUAAAAAAGGAUUUCUUGACAUGCUUGAAGAAGCUUCAUUGUGACAAGGGAGAUAACAAAUAUUCUAAAAUGUGAGAAAGUUUUGACUUGCGAAUCUCGCUGUAUGGUAUAGGUGUUUAGAACUGUCAAUAUCUUUUGUAUGCGCACCCCACCAUAGUCAGAUAUUCCCAAAAGCAUGGACUUGAAGCAUUUCUUCAAGUUUCUUUGCAGUAUGAUUGCAGUUAAUUGAACCACCAGGGUAUUAUAUAAUGCUGGAUUUGAGGUCCAGUUAAUGCA